UCGCCAAUCUAAAUACUUCUAACAUAAGUUGGACACUCAACUUGAAUUUGACUCUGAUCGAUUUUAGAAAGUAUCGAGUAUCGUUUGUUGACAGGUCCGGGCGAAUAUUGUGCUUCAAGAACGAACGCGUGCGAUUAUAAAUUGUCUAAAUAACAUUGGUGUUGUAGCAGCGACUGACAGUUUCAUCGAAUUUGUUGGAUACAUAAAAAAAAGACUUCACCAUGUCUCUUUAUCCUACACUGGAAGAUUUAAAAGUGGACCAACUAAUGAAGGCUCAAAUACAAGCAGAGUCACAUUAUGUUGUUCCAUCACUAUCAGCUGAACCUGCAAUUCCCACGGCGCCUGCUUAUGACAGUCCUACUGCACCCAGUGCCCCGCUGUAUCCUUCUCUGAGUAACUAUAUGGGACUUGAGUUAAAUGAGGAGACAAUCGCACAAAACAUGCCCGAAUACGUUGUUGCCACACGUCAAAAUGCAAACAAUGUGGCGAUUGCUUCAUCAAUUGGAACAGGUGGUUCGUUAGCGGGGAUGAUUGCUCCCUUAUCGGGACAGUCGGUGGCUUUGCAAAAAGCGCACGUGACAAAUGGCAUCAGAGAAUUGAUACUGUGCAAGGAUGCGGAUGGAAAGGUGGGUGUUAGAGUGCACUCGAUCAACAACGGGAUUUUCGUGUGCCUCGUAAGUCGCGAUUCUCCGGCGUCGAUGGUUGGACUGCGAUUCGGCGAUCAGAUCUUGAGUGUCAAUGACGAAUGUGUUGCCGGAUACUCGAUGGAUCAAGUGCACAAGCUCUUCCGUAACGCGGAUAACAAUAAUAUAAAAGUGGUUGUACGCGACAGACCGUUCGAACGCACUGUGACGAUGCACAAAGAUAGCACGGGCUACGUUGGAUUUCAGUUUAAAAACGGCAAGAUAAUCGCCUUGGUGAAGGAUUCUUCGGCCGCGCGAAACGGACUUCUGACUGAUCAUCAACUACUCGAGAUUAACGGAAAGAACGUAGUUGGCAUGAAAGAUAAGGAUAUCACGACCGAGAUCGAAAACGGCGGAAAUGUCAUCACGGUGACGAUAAUUCCAUCUUACAUCUACGACCACAUGGUGAAAAAGAUGUCCAACAGUUUGCUGAAGAAUUUAAUGGAUCAUUCCGCUCUGGAUCUUUAAAGGCGAACGAACCACAAGAUCGGAGGGUUUACACAUAUGCCAUACAGUCGAUUGCCAAAGGACGAGUGCAUUAUAUUUCUCGUAGAUUUAUAUACUAGUUUAUGAGGAAAGAAAGUGUCAAAUACUCUACAUAUGUGUUGCCGUGUCAAGCACAUUUACAAGAUGCCAAUUGUCUUACUGUCGCAAAUGUGAUACCGUUAAACGUAAAAUCAUUUAUAAUGUAAUGAUAUCGUUGAACGUAAAAAAAAAAAAUCUACGCUUCGUGCAGCUUCGUGUCGAUUGAUAUUUAUACACCGAUCGGCUACCAAUCUACAGAAAGGUGUGAGGCAAAGAUUAUUUUUUUAUAGAGAUCGUAAAAAACAUAUGCAGAAUACUUGUUGAAUUUCACAAGCAAAACGAAACAGUUGCAGUUUAUCCACAAUCUUUUACAAAUUCUUAGAUAUAUUAACACACAAGAUACACACACACACACAAGUAUUUUCUCUUGCCGAUUAUAUCUUUUUGACUUUUUGUUGUUAUUUAUAUAU
This is a messenger RNA of Pseudomyrmex gracilis, 1678 nucleotides long. Its product is annotated as syntenin-1-like. NCBI's taxonomy places the organism in Eukaryota, Metazoa, Arthropoda, Insecta, Hymenoptera, Formicidae. The transcript has 8 exons. The coding region runs from base 222 to 1151 and encodes 309 amino acids. Gene Ontology annotation, cellular component: plasma membrane; cytoplasm. The record is from RefSeq and is a predicted model, not a curated record. Gene Ontology annotation, molecular function: protein binding.